AUGGAUUCAAUGAAGGAUGCAUCUGACAACUUUGAUUUGCAACAAUGGAGUAAGGAAGAAGUUUUCAAGAGCAAAGAAGAAUUACUCGGUUGGGUACGGAACGUUGGAAGGAAAAAUGGGUUUGUAAUUGUCAUCAAGACAUCAGACUAUGGUGGUGGUCAUAGGACACCAAGGAUAUUUUUUGCCUGUGAGAGAAGUGGUCAAUACAAAGCUCAUAAGAAAUUAGAAGGAGAUGAUUCAAGCAAAAAAAUUGUAAAGAUAACGGGUACAAAGAAAUGCGGGUGUCCCUUUGAGUUAAGGGCUCGUAAGUUGAUGGUUGCUGAUGAUUGGAUAGUAGAUGUAGCAUGUGUAAUGCAUAACCAUGCUCCUGCUAAACAUUUUGAAGGACAUUCAUUUGCAGGGAGAUUAUCUGAGGAGGAAACAUCAUUAUUAGUGGAUAUGUCCAAAAGCAUGGUCAGACCGAAAGAGAUUUUGGUUACAUUGAAACGAAAGGAUGCUUUGAAUGUAACCACUAUGAAAACCAUUUAUAGUGUACGUCAUAGGAAUAAUGUUAUUGAGAAAGCCGGGAGAUCACAAAUGUAA
Molecule: messenger RNA, 582 nt
Organism: Camellia sinensis
Lineage: Eukaryota; Viridiplantae; Streptophyta; Magnoliopsida; Ericales; Theaceae
Source: RefSeq, a predicted model, not a curated record